Messenger RNA from Vigna umbellata (rice bean), 931 nucleotides. RefSeq names its product auxin-binding protein ABP19a-like. NCBI's taxonomy places the organism in Eukaryota, Viridiplantae, Streptophyta, Magnoliopsida, Fabales, Fabaceae. The record is from RefSeq and is a predicted model, not a curated record. Gene Ontology annotation, molecular function: manganese ion binding.
CAUUCUCACAUUCCCAUUCACACUUCAACACUACCAAGCCAAGAUGUUUCUUCACACUGUGUUCCUCCUUUCCUUUCUCUUAUCCACUUCCCAUGCUACUGUUCAAGACUUCUGUGUGGCAGACCUAAAAAGUGCAGAUGGCCCUGCAGGCUUUCCCUGCAAGCCAGCUGCCAAAGUUACUUCAGAUGAUUUUGUGUUUGCUGGCUUAACUGAAACUGCAAAUGUCACAAACAUAAUCAAUGGUGCUGUGACCCCAGCAUUUGUUGGUCAGUUCCCAGGUGUUAAUGGUCUGGGACUAUCAGCAGCAAGGAUAGACCUUGGUCCUGCUGGAGUUAUCCCACUUCACACUCAUCCUGGUGCCAAUGAACUUCUACUAGUGACUCAGGGUUACAUCCUUGCUGGAUUUAUUUCAUCAAGUAACGUUGUUUAUCAGAAGUUACUGAAAAAGGGAGAGCUUAUGGUCUUCCCACAAGGGUUGUUGCACUUUCAAAUAGCAGUUCAUAAGAGGAAGGCCACUGCUUUUGCUAUUUUCAGCAGUGCAAGCCCUGGCCUCCAAAUCCUUGACUUUGCACUGUUUGCCAGCGACUUCUCUACACCUUUGAUCGCACAGACAACUUUCCUUGAUCCUGCUCUAGUCAAGAAGCUUAAGGGUGUUCUUGGGGGCAGUGGUUAAUUAGCUAGAGCAGUCUCAUGGUUAUGAUUUAUGAAUUGUUCAUUGUAUUGCUUAAUCCAUUACCUUGUGUUGUUUAGAUUCCUUAGACUUGUCAGGUCUUCUGGACAUUGAAUUAUUCGUGUCAUGCGGAGUGCUUAAUUUUUGCUUUUCAUUUCUGUUCCAAAGGUGAAGAAUGUCUCUUGAGACUUGAGCAUGACCAUGUUUAGAUGGGUUUGCCACUGUUAAUUGCUGAACAAGUUUAUCCAAUGUUUUCUGGUG